UAAAAUAAAGAUAAAACAAAUAAUUAAUUUCCAUACCUUUAAAAGAAGCGCACACACGAGCGCCUUUAGUCAUAAAUAAAUGAAUGAAAUGCGAACAGAAAGUAGAAGUUACUUACAGCUCAAUAUAUUAUGGAAAUCCAGUGACCUGAGAAUAUUAACGAGUUUAUUACUAAAAACGAUUAUUAUAGAGCUGCCAUAAUUGUUUGCUCCGUAAAAACAUUCAAGCGCGUGUUUGGAUGAUAAUUCUGUGCGUUCAGUCGCGUUUUGUCAGACCUGCUUUUUUCAUCCGCAGCUCGUAUUUAGUUGUCAGUGUGAUUUUAAAGGGUCAUUGAUAUCUUUUAAUUCUCUCCUCGGGUCUUUAAGGGUUAAUGCGCUGUAAAUAUGCACGAGUUCCUCACAGCCAAUCCGAACGCGUUCCAGUUGCCCGACUGGCCAAUGGGAGUGAGUUGAGGUUCAGUGUGCUCCGCAGGUGAAGUGGAUAGUAGCGCUGUGUGUUCACACUCACACACUCGCGGUGGCGAACACACACACUUCCUUCACGCGAUGCGACCGAACUGCCGCCACGGGGCUCAAUCUGGAGCGCGUAACCCCGGAGCUGGAGAUCCACAGUGACUUUUCCUGCUUAAAAUGGCUGUUCGCAGCAACUCUCUGAUGCCGUUCUCCAUUCAAGCCAUUCUGAACAGAAAAGAGGAGUCUCGGCAUCUCAACGAUCUGGAUGUGUGUUUCUCGAAAAGCGAGUGCUGGAAAAUCUUCGAAGAGAUGGACGGAGCGGAUCGGAGCGAUGAGAGAGAGAGUAAGAACUACGACUCGGACUCCGGGCUGAGCGAGGACAACGACACCAAAGCGCGAAGCGACGCAAAGCCUGAGAAAGACGCAGAUUUAGCGGAGGAAACCGAUCAGGAGUCAAAACACGGCAAAGGCCUGAGCGACUGCGUGUCCGACUGUAACGCGACGGAGGAGAAGAGCGUCGAUCAGCCCAAGCAGCGGAAGAAGCGUUCUCGCGCCGCGUUCUCUCACGCGCAGGUGUUCGAGCUCGAGCGGCGCUUCAAUCACCAGCGCUAUCUCUCCGGGCCGGAGCGCGCGGACCUCGCGGCCUCCCUCAAGCUCACCGAGACGCAGGUCAAGAUCUGGUUCCAGAACCGACGCUACAAGACCAAGCGGCGUCAGAUGGCCGCGGAUCUUCUGGCGUCGGCGCCCGCGGCGAAGAAAGUGGCCGUGAAAGUGCUGGUCCGGGACGACCGGAGACAAUACAGCCCCGGAGAACUCCUGCGACCGCCGCUGCUCGCGUCCUACUAUUACCCGUACACGUACUGUCUCCCCGCGUGGGGCCUGAGCUCGGGGAACCAGUGACGCGCUCACGUAUUUAUUCUACCAAAGACAGUCGUUAACUGACCGGGAGAUUUAUUUACAGAACUGCUGAAACAGCCUUUUUAUUCAUCGUUUUUUUUCUCUUCUUCUUCCAAGGACUGAUAUCAGUUUUGCUCCUAUAAAAACACUUAGGAUUUUAUUUCACAAUGUUUUUUUUUAGCAAAAUGUUCUUUCUUCUUGGUUGGAAAUAAACAGCACUUGAUGUCGUGGCCGCACGUGCGGUUUUAAGGUAACGGUAAGACUGGCACUUCCCCUCAACAAUCCCAAAAAAUUAAAUCAGAGAUAAAUAUUGAUCUGUUGGUCUUCAUAAGUGAGUCGUGGAUUUUUUUUAGCGUUUGUUCGACAUGUACCUGUUUUCAUAUUAGUGUAACGUGUUUUUGUUUAAAGAAAAGCAUUAAAACGUAUAUGAAGCAUAA
Molecule: messenger RNA, 1784 nt
Organism: Pimephales promelas (fathead minnow)
Lineage: Eukaryota; Metazoa; Chordata; Actinopteri; Cypriniformes; Leuciscidae
Gene: nkx3-2
Product: NK3 homeobox 2
Biological process (GO): cell differentiation; regulation of transcription by RNA polymerase II
Cellular component (GO): nucleus
Molecular function (GO): RNA polymerase II cis-regulatory region sequence-specific DNA binding; DNA-binding transcription factor activity, RNA polymerase II-specific
Source: RefSeq, a predicted model, not a curated record